UAUGUCAAUGAUUAAGGAUAUUUGACCCUAAAAUACAAAAGCUAUGUAUUUCUUGUGGCUAUGUAUUUUACUCAGAGUAACAUUAAUAUCGGGAAACAGAUUUGAUCCUCAUGUAUUUCCUCAACGUGGACCCUUUUUCGAGGGAUGGUAUAUACGGUUAAUAGAUUCUGACAAUGGCAAUAGUAUAGGAUUAUUGUUUGGGCAAGUAUUACCUGACGUGUCAAAGAGUGUGAAUAACUACCCGCCUGUUCUCUGCAGCAUUUUAGUGAGAUCGUGUUCAGUAACCGGAUGUAAACUCUUCUCCCAUGAUGCUACUUUUAAUUCAUCUGACGUUAAAGUGAGAGUGAAAGGUAAACCAGUUGAUAAAAAUCCGGACAUUUCUUCACCAGCCAACUUUACUUGGCUUGCAAAAAACAGCGUUUCCUUCGUUUUCUUCCGGAGUAACGUCUCGUCCUCUUCAUUUCGUGUAAAAUUUGGAAAUGUCUCUCUUGAUGGCGAGUUAUCUUCCCCUAUUCCAUGGGGUCCAGAUGGCGAAGGACCUGAGGGAUGGGUGGAUAAAUUUCCACUUCCGUUGCAUUGGUUUGUAUACAGCCUUCGUUCAUCUAUUGUGUCGUACAAGUUCAAAAAAGGCAGAGAAAUUGUAUUCGAGGGGAGACAUGGGACUGCUCAUAUGGAGAAGAACUGGGGAAAAUCAUUUCCAAAAGCGUGGAUAUGGUCAGAAGGAAUUUCUCCGAAUAAUGUUACGUAUGUUGUAUCUGGUGGGCAUGUUCAAGUUGGACCCAUUCCCAUCACUGCUCAUUUACUUGGGUAUAGAAAUCCUUUAAAGAAUAUUUCUGUAGAUUUCCAUCCAUAUGAUAGUUACAUUUCUGCAAAGUAUGAUGGUUGCAGAGGAUUUAUAAACAUAACUGCAAGAGGACCUCUUCACUCAGUAGAAUUGUAUGUGACAGCGGAACUAUCCUCUUUUAGUCAAUGUUUAUAUGGACCAGAGAGUCAAGGUUUUCGUCCAGUUUGUAAAGAGACAUAUGAUGCAUCGGCCACAAUAUAUGUCUACAGACUCAACAUUCUCAUCGACAAGCAGUUUCUCAGCAGUGUUGCAUUAGAAUUCGGUGGAGAAAAUGUGUGUGGGGGCUGUACGUCACUUAAAAAAUAAAAUGCUUUCUUUCUUUGUUA
This is a messenger RNA of Saccostrea echinata, 1170 nucleotides long. RefSeq lists its product as uncharacterized. The transcript has 2 exons. Bases 44 to 1150 code for a protein of 368 amino acids. Gene Ontology annotation, molecular function: tocopherol cyclase activity. Lineage: Eukaryota; Metazoa; Mollusca; Bivalvia; Ostreida; Ostreidae. The record is from RefSeq and is a predicted model, not a curated record.